Messenger RNA from Cucurbita moschata (crookneck pumpkin), 793 nucleotides. Its product is annotated as transmembrane emp24 domain-containing protein p24beta2-like. Gene Ontology annotation, cellular component: Golgi apparatus; endoplasmic reticulum; COPII-coated ER to Golgi transport vesicle. Bases 1 to 630 code for a protein of 209 amino acids. The record is from RefSeq and is a predicted model, not a curated record. Lineage: Eukaryota; Viridiplantae; Streptophyta; Magnoliopsida; Cucurbitales; Cucurbitaceae. Gene Ontology annotation, biological process: intracellular protein transport; endoplasmic reticulum to Golgi vesicle-mediated transport; Golgi organization. The transcript is spliced from 4 exons.
AUGGCGGCUUUGUUCAUAUCAUCACACCCAGUUUUGGGGAUUAGAUUUGUGAUUGACAAAGAAGAAUGCUUCUCUCACAAUGUUGAAUUCAUUAGAGAUACCAUUUAUCUCUCUUUUGUUGUCGUUAGCGUUCAUACCUGGCGACAUCAUGCUCACAACGGCGUUGAUCUUUUGGUGAAAGGGCCUUUAGGGGAGAGAAUUGAAGAAAUUAGAGGGAAAACAAGUGAGAAAUUUGAGUUUAUUUCUCUUAGAAAAGGGCGAUAUCACUUCUGCUUCAUCAACAACUCACCUCACCAAGAGACCAUAGAAUUUGAUAUCCAUAUCAAUCAUUACUAUGAGUUCUAUGAUGAUGAUGAACAACAUGUAAAAGAUGAACAUUUGAGCCCUUUAUUGGCUCAAAUAAAGAAGUUGGGAGAAACCUUAGGCGUUAUUGAGUUUGAACAGCAAUGGUUAGAGGCACAGACAGAGCGACAAGCCAAAGUGAAUGAAGCAAUGAGCACAAUGGCGAUUCUUAAGGCUGUUCUCGAAUCAGCAGCGCUCAUCGGUGCAAGCAGUCUUCAAGUUUUCCUUUUACGUCGCCUGUUCGAGAAAAAAGUUGGAAGCCUGUAUUCGAGCACCUACAGAAUAUAAUCUCAUAUCCAAGGCAGAUUCAAACUCCAGCAGACAUACAACAAGCAUGGCAGAACAAGUGUUGGAAAGGUUGAGGAGUUUUUUUUUUGUUUCUCUGUUUUUAAUGAAACUAAAAGAAGUCAUCGAAUUUGGUUUAGAGCUAAAACUAUUCAUCCUUAUAAGA